UUGGAGCGGCGCCCAGCUUGAUUACGCGGACCAGCAAACACCUGCGAGCCACAAACUCGGAAAAAGCAGACGGAAACCGCAACUUGUGUGGGGCUGUGUUAUCUGCAUCGAUGUGCUUGCGCUUGUGAUUCUCAUUCAACUCGCAUCAUGUUCGCCAAAUUUAGAGGUGCUUCUACUUCCUACCCUGCUAUUGCUUCCCAAUUUACCCGCUUCUCUGCAUUGCAUCAUCCUCAACCGUUUCCCUCUAUUUCGUAUCCCCCUCCACCGCCAUGUCUCUUACCAUUAAAAUACACAUAGCUUCCUACCUCAACCUCAAUCACAACCACCGUGUCUCCAACAUAGCCUCUUGCCCCAACUUCAUCUCCACAAUUCGACCCAAACCUUUUUGUAAUCCUAAUCCGCUAAUCCCCAGGACUCAUAUUUACAAAAUGCCUGCGGAUCAUAAGGCUGGUGCUGCUCCCAUCAUCAAGAGCUCUUUGAUUGAACCGGACGGAGGGACAUUGGUGGAUCUUGUGGUGCCCGAGGGCCUGAGGGCUUCCAAGACGUCAGAGGCGGAGUCAUUGCCUCAUGCGAAGCUCUCCAAAAUUGAUCUCGAAUGGGUUCAUGUGCUCAGUGAAGGAUGGGCCAGCCCUUUGGGAGGGUUCAUGAGGGAGCACGAGUAUCUGCAGAGUUUGCAUUUCAAUUCCUUGAGGAUGAAGGAUGGCACCGUGGUUAACAUGUCGCUUCCCAUUGUUUUGGCCAUUGAUGACGACACCAAGAGCCGAAUUGGGUCGUCCCCUCACGUGGCAUUGUUUGGGCCUGAUGGAGAUCACGUUGCCAUACUUCGAAGUGUUGAAAUAUACAAGCAUAACAAGGAGGAAAGGAUAGCUAGAACUUGGGGAACAACUGCUCCAGGAUUGCCGUACGUUGAGGAGGUUAUUGCUUCAGCUGGCAAUUGGCUUAUUGGAGGCGAUUUAGAAGUUCUGAAACCUAUCAAGUACAAUGACGGCCUUGACAACUACAGGCUUUCUCCCAAACAGCUCCGCCAAGAAUUUGAUAAGCGGGAAGCUGAUGCAGUUUUUGCUUUUCAGUUAAGAAAUCCUGUGCAUAAUGGUCAUGCCUUGUUAAUGAAUGAUACUCGCAGGCGCCUAUUGGAUAUGGGCUACAAGAAUCCAAUUUUAUUACUCCAUCCUCUUGGAGGUUUCACUAAGGCCGAUGAUGUGCCCUUGGAUGUCAGGAUGGAACAGCAUAGCAAGGUCUUAGAAGAUGGAGUCCUUGAUCCUGAGACUACUAUAGUUGCCAUAUUUCCAUCCCCUAUGCAUUAUGCAGGUCCAACUGAAGUACAGUGGCAUGCCAAGGCACGGAUAAAUGCAGGUGCCAACUUCUAUAUUGUAGGUCGUGAUCCUGCUGGAAUGGGUCAUCCAACUCAGAAAAGGGAUUUAUAUGACCCAGAUCAUGGGAAAAAGGUGCUCAGCAUGGCUCCUGGCCUUGAGAAGCUUAAUAUCCUGCCAUUCAAAGUGGCAGCAUAUGACACUUUGGAAAAGAAGAUGGCAUUUUUUGAUCCAACUCGCUCUGAAAAUUUCCUUUUCAUAUCAGGAACGAAGAUGCGAGCUUAUGCAAGAAGUGGGGAGAAUCCACCGGAUGGUUUUAUGUGCCCUGGUGGAUGGCAGGUUCUUGUCAAGUAUUAUGAGAGUCUGCAGGCGGAAGAAUCAUCACAGAAGCCUGCAGUUUUGUCAUCUUAGAUUUGACGAAGUGUUAAUUCUUAACGAGUGUGGAGAAAGAAUACUUGGAACUAGAAAGUAUGAUUCCGUCGUCAACU
Molecule: messenger RNA, 1798 nt
Organism: Neltuma alba
Lineage: Eukaryota; Viridiplantae; Streptophyta; Magnoliopsida; Fabales; Fabaceae
Product: ATP sulfurylase 2
Exons: 5
Coding region: 270-1721 (483 amino acids)
Biological process (GO): sulfate assimilation
Molecular function (GO): adenylylsulfate kinase activity; sulfate adenylyltransferase (ATP) activity
Source: RefSeq, a predicted model, not a curated record